This is a messenger RNA of Pseudo-nitzschia multistriata, 1710 nucleotides long. The record is from the annotation of a GenBank genome assembly. NCBI's taxonomy places the organism in Eukaryota, Bacillariophyta, Bacillariophyceae, Bacillariales, Bacillariaceae.
CGCAAUAAUUCUUCUAGGUGCGAGGAAUGUGACAAUCACAUUCCUUGCAAAAAACAGAAGGCAAUCGACGAUUGAUAAGCAUCGUACAAUACCGUACAGCAGAGAAGAAUCAAUAAUCACUAGAUUCGGAGUGUACGGAAAAACGCGAAGAAGAACAUCACGAAACAUACCAGAACAAAAAAAAAUCCAUCAUCACGAAACAUCACAGAACAAAAAAAAAUCCAUCAAUUCUAUCGUCCAUUAACAUAGUUUCCAUCCUGAUUGCGUUCAGAUCAAGCUACAAUCACAAUCGUAGGAAUCAAUCCAUCAAUAUAAUCCAACCAUGCCGUAUGCUUGUAGUGCGAGCGAACCGAUUCCAUACGACGAGAAGGAUAGCUGCCAAUAUCCCCGCCAUGAUCACCAUCGAGACAUGGUUGAUGUUCACGAACCCUAUUCGGAUUGUGGCCAGGGCAAUAGCAUCAACCGGACGGAAGCCAUCCACCACCAACUCGUGGAGCAGUGGUUUCAGGCACGAUUCUUUGUACCACGCCCGGAUUGCUUCGACAGCAAGGAGUUCAAUCGCGGUGGCCACUACUCAAGCUUCAAACCAACCUUCCCGACGAGAAGACUGAAUCCGUCGUCUUUCGAGGAGGAUGACACCAACAAUAUCGUUGUAUCCUCCACGAGGAGCAGCCUUGCCUCUGCCGCCCAAUCAAUGGUGCUGUUCUCCGACAGCCUCGUCACGCAAGAAAUCCGAUCGGCCAUCAACACCGGUCACUACCACCAAUCAUCRUGCGCUUCGAACACCUCUUCCCUGAGCUACCGGUUCGCUUCUGACGACCACGGGGGCUUCCCGGGGUCGUCGUCUUCGGUAAGGGCAAAGGCCCUCGACAUUUUCGAGGACAGGUGUGGGCGCGCCCCACCACCGCCGGGGGUCGUGGUCGUCCUGGACGGAUCCCCCCUUUUCCCGAGCAUCGGUGAGCACAAAGCCGAUGACAAUGACCAGAACCAAGAGGCGGACCAGCCCAUCCAGAACAAGGUCAGCAAGGACGAGACCCAGCGCACCGCCGAUUCCACCAUUAUUGGGUUCGACGAAGACKACGACGAGGAGGACGACGACGAUUCAACCUCGUCCAUGAUGAGGAUUCUCAGGCGAACCUUUUCUUUCGACGAUCAAUUGCCAAUCAUUCACAACGGCCUCCAAACAGCGUCGUUCUGCAUGGCCAACAGUUCGACCGAAGACGAUAUUGAUCAUAUUGACGAAUGUCAAGGACGCAGCCACAAUCACCAAAAUUUUUAUUCACAGAAACAACUUUCGUUCACGAUUCCGAUCACUGCUUCAACAAACCACGAGGAYGGUGGCAACAAGACAAUCCAGCGUACCAACUUUUGGCACCACGUGUCUCCACUUCCAUGAACGAAUGAUACAUGUAUAACACUGUGGCUUUUACUGCYGCUACUUUUUGAAGCACAUGCACUUACAAAAUACCUGCAGGUAGACAGUUGAGCAAUAAUUCUUCUAUUCAUUCAAUACUGAUAUAUCUAUUUCCAUUGCACUGCAUACAAGACAGUAGAGGCUCAAAACAAUUACAGCAUCAUAAUCUAACAGACGAUUAUUAUUUGCUACUACACAUAAUGCCAUGAUAACAGCUCAAAAUCAAAUCCAUAUUUUACAUUGAAACCCAUWUAAGAUGUUCAUGUGAGUUACAUCCAUAAACUAUGGUCUGCUGU